Molecule: messenger RNA, 6226 nt
Organism: Amoebophrya sp. A25
Lineage: Eukaryota; Dinophyceae; Syndiniales; Amoebophryaceae
Source: the annotation of a GenBank genome assembly
AGGAUCCAGUUGCGACUCCCACUCCAGAUCCCAGAACUAUGCUUAAUAUCACGAUGGUUGAGAUGUUUGUGGCAGUUCGUCCUUGUGCGCAGGACACACACUGUUAGUAUUGACUAGUUGUUUAAGUUCGUCGAGAUUAGACUUGUAAUGCGACAAUUGUUUCCCAACCAGUAUCCGUGUGCAUGCUAGAAAAAAAUGUACAUUAUAACGAUUGUGAUUGUCACCCUCUUACAUUUUCGACAUACUCAUGAAUCGCUAUACAUGCAACAGUAUUUUCAGAAAUUGAGAAAGCUAUAUUAUAAUCAGAUAAGAUCAUGGCUACGGUGAGUGUAAACGUGUGUUGAACUAGAACCGCGCCCCUUUUGCUUGCCAUCUCAUUCGUCCUCUGGUCGACACCGCUGCGCAUCCAUUGGGACUUGAAAGUUGAAAGGUGGUUUCUCGUGUGACAUCGCGGUUACUUAUCACUUCCGAAGGUGAAAAGACAGCUCAAUAUCCUAACCGACGUCAGUCCCUAAUCACUCCGACUACGAACCUGUAAAAACAAAACAAUGGCCCCUUCUUCAGCUGGGAAACGAGAAUAGCAGCACGAAAAUUCCUGCUGCCUCCCCACCAAUAGCUACAAAUACGAGGACGAUUGGCAUCUUGAAAAACAAGAAUUUAUGUUGGCUCCGACUGCAAGUUCUUGAAGUCGUGAUGAACAAUUUUACGUCGAAUUUGCAGAAGAACCGCGAGUUCACGAACUUUCAGGCCGUCCGGUGUGAGCUGCAUUGCGGGAAGCUGAUUUUGGGAAUCAAGGAACUAACCCAACACUAUUAAGGCUUCCUCUUAUCUACUAUCUCUUUCCCUAACACUAUUAAGGCUUCCUCUUACUUAUCUACUAUCUCUUUCCCUAACACUAUUAAGGCUUCCUCUUACUUAUCUACUUCCUCUUAUCUACUAUCUCAAUCUCUUUCGGUAUCGGUAAACACUAUUAAGGCUUCCUCUUAUCUACUAAUACUAUCUCUUUCGGUAUCGCUUUCUUAUCUACUACUCUUAUCUACUAUCUCAAUCUCUAUCUCUUUCGGUAGGGAUCCCUGCUCUACCUACGUACCGCAUACUUACAAGGGAUAUAAUUUAGGCUUGAGAAAUCGAAAUCCCCAGCACAGUAGAGAGGAAUUGAGGGAAGCUCUAACGCUACAAAUACGAAUGUCCGUGUCGUCCGUUGACGUGUCCAAAUGUGUGCGGAUGGAAAGGUCAAGCGCAGCAUCUAGAAGCGCAUCUGGCAGAAUGCAUUGUGGACGAACGUACUCGAUUGCUUUGUAGAAAAGUAGGUGAAGCUGAGGUUCCCAGCAGCACUUAAAAAUUCUUACUCUACCACUUGCUCUUUGAUGAUUUCGACAAUUUCAUCUCACACGCUAGUUUAUUGAUACCAUCCAAAGAAAAGUUAAAGUACUUAACUCGGUCGUUUUAUACUCCCACCAAUCCAGCCAUUCGCUCUCUCGGUUCGAUUCUCACCACGGUCCAAGCACCUUUCGAGCUGCAGGAAAAACUAAGCGGAAUAGCGGACCUGAGAAGAAAACUGCGAGAACAACAACUGCCCAAAGAUGCAAGUCAAGAACUUCGAAGGCUUACCGAGCAAACUCAAAAAACCACCCAAAUCGAAAAAGAUGCAGCCGUGCUUGAAAGGCGGUUGUCGGCUAUUGUCAAGGAGAAAGCGGAGCACGUGUUGCAGUUGCUGACGACGAGGUACUAAGUCAUAUUCUCGUCAGUCAGUUUUCUUGUAUGUCAAGAACGCACCUGAUUUCGACUUGGAGACGUUUUCUUUUUUCGCUAGUAUUAGUAAUAGCUGUGUCUAAGUGUUAGUGGCGUUUUAGUUUAUUUACCAGUGCGUUGGUACACCUACGUAAAAAACACAAAUUUCAUUGACCAGAUGCGCCGCCGACAACCUCGGAGACGCUUCCAAGGAUCGAAUGGAGAUGUGUUGGCGCGUCUGGGAACAGUAUGACGUUUGCCGGAAACUUGACUCGGACCGCGAUACGUUAAGACCUUCAGAACAAGUCCUAUUGCGUUUCGCUGAUUUCGAGCUGGCUACUGUUAAGGCUUCCCCUAAUCCAUCUCCAAAAGCAUCCGACAGCUGCUGCCUACACGGAAAACAGACCCGAGAUGAGUCUCAAGAUGGAGUAGGUGGCUGAGCUCUAAGACUAGGGUAGAGCGACAAGAUGUUCCGCGGAUAGGGAGGGCAGUGGACUUCAUUCAAAAGAAUUAUCAAUACAUACCGGACGAUCCGCAAACAAGCGAACAGAAAAAUGGUAAAAAGAAAUUGAAUUUCUAUUUCAAAUGAAAUUGAAAGUGAAGAUGCUACCUUAAUUUCUUGGAGUGCUCGGCUAUGAUGAAUUAAGUAGUAAUAGUAUGUUCAGUACUGAAUCUCCACCUCCGCCCUCCACUCAACAACCUCUCAAACUACUCAACAAACUCUCGACUGCCCUCAACAACCGCCAGAUACCCUCCUCGGUUUGGCGUCUAUUCUGCACGAAAAGAAGGUGCUGCAAUUGCGGCAAUACAAAACGUAUCAUAAAUGGUUCCUGGACCUCUGUUGCCAGCCUUAUUCAAAGGAGAUGGCUUCCCGCGUAUGCCAAUGCCUUGAGGACUGUUUUUAUGGUGGUAAGAAAUAACAGGACUAGCGGAAAAAUGUGGGCUUGUUUAUCAUGUUCGGAAGUCGUGUCGUCCUCGAUCAUUAUGGUUGCGAUCUUCUUCGUGUAAAAGACCACCUCCUGCCUCAUGAUCUUGUCAAAAAUGAAAAUGUUUUAUUCAAAGGUAGUUGUAUGUGUAUCCAUACCCACAUCAUUCUCUCCUUGAGAACACUUUCUAACAUCCGGUGAAUCCGAACCUCAGUGAUCCGCACACACGAGUCACGCCGCUCAUCGCCGUUUGCAAAAGGGGGUACCAAUAUCUAAGAAUGAGAACCUCCUCCACGUAGGCUUCAGGGACGGGCCAUACUGUUUUCUAGAAAGCUAGUACCGCUGCGGUUCCUCUAUUUAUAUUAUAUCAGAGCAGUUUAUAGCACGCAUGGUGCAUAAGCAUAAAGUAGCAUGGAGUGCAAGAAGAGCCCCCUUUAGCUCCAUGCAACUCCAUGCGAUCCAUGCACUCCAUACCAUGCGAGCCGGCAAACCUUAUAUAUAAAUUACUCUGUUAUAUGACUCACUUCCACAAAAGGUUGACUCGCCUCUUCUUCUUUAGGUACUCCGACCUCGUCGAAGAAUUUCUCUAUGUCGACACCGACGCUGCAGCGCAAGCCUUAGAUGGCAAGAGUGCUCUACAUCUCGUGUGCGAGCGACGAGAUGGCAAAUCCCUUGAACGAUUUUGCGCAACAACCAAAUACAAAGAGCGCAAUGUCUCGCAGCUGGUUAAUAUCCGGGAUAAAGGAGGCAGGACACCCUUGAUGCUCUAUUUUAAGGCUUACCCUACUCGAUUCAUCUCCAGAAAUAUCCUCCUGAAUAGCUUUUUCAAGGGAACAAGGAUGGCAGGAUCAUGCUUCUACUCAAGAUGGAUUUUCACGGUGAGCUCUAAUCAGUGUCGACAUGUAGUACCAGGGCCAGAAUUCUUGAAGGACGUGCAAAAAGUGGUGGAGUCUGGAUGUCGAGGGCCACUUACUCCCGAAGACAUCUUGGGCGUGCGUGAUAAGAAUAGACAGACAGUCUUGCAUCACCUCUUGGUAAACAACGUAAACUGCAAGGACCACAAAAGCUUGAUUGAGGUACUUCUACUUCCUUAUGUUUUAAUAUCAACAUUAUCACAAUCACCCUCACAACUGUCUCUGCAUGAUGCUUUUACUUACUCGUUACAACUUGUAGUUCAUCCUUGAAUUUGUAAAUCGAUGCCAGUUGAUUUCACAUUCUUUCAAGCACAUUAAUUCCGCCUUAGUUCAAUUGAUUUCACAUUCUUUCAAGCACAUUAAUUCCGCCUUAGUUAUCCAUCACAACUACCACCACGCCACCCACCAGGUAAUCCUCUACCUCCUCGAGAACGGUUUGCAUGCAACGAGAGUGCGGGAUAUUCAUGAAUUGAACGGGAUUCUGAUGGUGUGCAAACUGAGAUAUCCUGUCACAGUUAUUCGAGCAGUGUUGUCCACCAUAUCGACCGAGACUGAGGCCGAAAAAGCUGAACUCUUAAGAGGCGACGACAUUGGCAAAAACUGCAUUGAGUGUUAAGGCCGAACAAUGUAUCGUCUUAGCGCUGUAGGUAAUAGCCCAAUCAUCACCGUAGGUGAUGAACCAAUCCAAGCGAAGAGCUUCUAGCUUCUAGAAAGUUGAGUCUUCAUCGUGGUGACUACUUGCUCAUGUUUUUUCAUGCGGUAUAUUAUACUCGUCAACCAGUACAUUAUACUAUGAGUUGUUCUUUCUUCAUACGGUAUCUAUAAGUCUUUUUUCACGUACUUUCCCUAGUGUUGCUACUGGUAGUAAGUAUCUCUUGAAGAGACUGGUACUGGUUGCAGUACCGAUCAUGAGUUACGCUGAACCUGAACGACUUCUCGUUCUCUAAUUCCCGGUCCGUCAUUGGGGCACGCGCGGCACAGAGUGGAGAAAGUGGGCGGCGGAGAGCGAAAAGCUUUUGAUGGACGCUGGCCAUCCCAAGGUGUGGGAUGUGGACGUUCGCAGACUGGGUUUGCGGAACAAUGCUUUGGAAUUUGCAGAUCCGAAAUAUCAUGGCAUAUUUGAGAUGAUUUAACUUUAUAUAUAAGUUAAGUACAUGUUGCAGUGUUGGUUACUACGAUGUCGUGGUUGUGUUGGAGCUUCACCAAGGAAGUCCUAGUGAUGCACUUGAAGAACCUCUAAUCUCUUCAAGUGAUCAAGACCUACGACGAACUUCGCGACGAGGCUAUUAUUGCGUCUUUGCAACCGCUGGAGGCAAGUGAGGUGGAGGAGGAAACGCCAAAAGACGACCCCACCUCUGCCACGGCAGAGGAAGCAACAGCAACUUCAGCGGAAGAGAAAAAUGGUGCAGGUGGUUCUGAAGGAGCGCAGCCAGGUGGAGCUGGAGGUGCUGGAGAUAAGGUGGAAAACAAGACUUCAUCAGAUAAUACUAACACAGGCGACAUCAGAGCCUCUGCUACAGAAGACGGAGCUACCACUGCAGGAGCAACAGAGUCAGAAGACGUGAAAGGAGCGAAAAGCAAGGCAGCAAAAGGUAAACGGCGUGGAUCAGUUACUGGUAAAGACAGUCCUGGUCUUAUGGCCGAAAAUGAUGAUCUACAUCUACUUACUUUUACAACUAGUACUAAUAUGGCCGAAAACUGAUGAUCUACAUCUACUUACUUUUACAACUAGUACUAAUAUGGCCGAAAACAAUGAUGAUCUACAUCUAAUUACUUGUACAACUAGUACUAUGGCCGAAAACAAUGAUGAUCUACAUCUACUCACUUGUACAACUAGUACUACUUCUUCUUUCCUAUCUACAAUAGGCACAGGAGCUGUUGCUGUAGCUGUUCUUCUUGUUAAAGUGAACGACCUACUAAGAUGAAAAGGAGAACAAAUAUGAUUAAAAACAGUGCAUAUCCGUCGAACUGACUGGGUGCAUCAUCGUCAUCAACAUCAUCAUCAUCAUCAUCAUCAUCAUCAUCAUCAUCAUCAUAAAGCUCUUCUUCUAACCUCCCCAAAAAGAAAGGGGACACGAAAAAGAAGGGUAAGAAAGGAGACAAGGACGUUGAAGAGGAAGAGGACGUUGCGGACCAACCGCAGUAUGCACAGGAACCAGAGGAGGAUGAAAUUGUUGUGUGGCUCUAGCCUCAUUGCUUGUAAUAUUGAGUUUUUCUCCUACUUCCACUUCUUCAUCUGCAUAAGUAAAUGCAUAUUAAAACGAACCAUCGGAGCACUGAAUGAACGCAAACUUCUACCUGCUCUUCUUGAUUCGACGCGGAUAGUUAUGCCACGGUGUGCUAAUGAAAAAGCAGAAGAAGCAGGAAGAUCUACUGCACAGUCAACAAACAUGAUUCGAGCCAGAAAUCAGCUGCACAGAAAAUGAAAAAACCACCACCUUCCAUGAUGGAACAAAUAUCACUCCUUUCAGCAUGCACUGCAGCUCAGAGAAAACUCUUGUCAUUAUUGCACAGCCAUAGUACUACUCGCCAAUAAAUGCUCCACAGCCUCCUGCUCCUCCUCACAUCUUAUCAACAUCGCUUAUCGGGAAUCAUCACUGACUACGAUCUGACGCGAUCCCUUUUUCGCAUAUAUGAUGAAAAGACGCUAUUCAU